ACCUCCGCCGCCCACGGAAGCAGACGCGGCUUCGCACUUCCGCUGCUGGCAACGCCGUUCCCUCACAAAAGAUGGCGGCGCCCUUGUCUCUUCAGCUGGAGUUCGGAGGUGGAGCAGAGCUCUUGUUUGAUGGGAUCAGAAAACAUCAGGUGACUCUGCCCAGCCAGAAAACACCUUGGGAUGUUCGAAACCUGCUGGUGUGGAUUAAAGAGAACCUGUUGAAAGAGAGGCCGGAACUGUUUGUGCAGGGAGAUUCUGUGCGGCCUGGAAUCUUGGUGCUGAUCAAUGAUGCAGAUUGGGAGUUGAUGGGGGAGCUGGACUAUCUGCUCCAAGACCAAGAUAACGUUGUUUUCAUCUCCACCUUGCAUGGCGGCUAGACUGCUGGGAGUAGGAAAAAGAACAUUUGUGCUGGUGUGCAGAAGGGAUUCCUGGCCCAGGCAUAAACAUUCCUUGCUCUCUUGGCUGUCACCCCAGAUCAGAGUUGGUUUCUCAUUA
This is a messenger RNA of Podarcis raffonei (Aeolian wall lizard), 495 nucleotides long. RefSeq names its product ubiquitin related modifier 1 (gene URM1). The transcript has 5 exons. The coding region runs from base 72 to 377 and encodes 101 amino acids. NCBI's taxonomy places the organism in Eukaryota, Metazoa, Chordata, Lepidosauria, Squamata, Lacertidae. Gene Ontology annotation, biological process: protein urmylation; tRNA thio-modification. Gene Ontology annotation, molecular function: protein tag activity. Gene Ontology annotation, cellular component: nucleus; cytoplasm. The record is from RefSeq and is a predicted model, not a curated record.